AUGUCUGUGUCCACCAGGGCCUCCAAUGGCUCCAUCCUCCAGGUGACUGAGUUCAUCCUAAUGGGUUUCCCGGGCAUUCACAGCUGGCAGCACUGGCUUUCCCUGCUCCUGGCUCUGCUCUACUUCUCGGCCCUCUUGGACAAUGUGAUGAUCCUGCUCACCAUCUGGCAAGAAACAGUUCUGCACCAGCCAAUGUUCCAUUUCCUGGCUGUCCUGGCCCAGGUGGACAUGGGUCUGAGUGCCACCAUCAUGUCCAGGAUCCUGCCCAUACUCUGGUUCAAUGCCCGCACCAUCAGCCUCCCAGAAUGCUUCUUUCAGAUUUAUGCUAUUCAUGUCUUCGUGGGGCUGGAGUCCGGCAUCUUCCUGUGCAUGGCAAUUGACAGAUAUGUGGCCAUCUGUCACUCCCUCCGCUACCCCUCUGUCAUCACAGAAAGCUUUGUCCUCAAGGCCACCUUGUUCAUGGUGUUCAGAAAUGUCCUCCUAGCCAUUCCAUUGCCCAUCCUGGCCUCAAAGCGUAUUUACUGCCCCAGGAAUGAGAUUGACCACUGUCUGUGCUCCAACCUGGGUGUCACCAGCUUGGCGUGUGAUGACAGGAAGGCCAACAGCAUUUUCCAGCUCUCUGUGGCUUGGAUCCUGACAGGCAGUAACGUGGGUCUCAUCAUUCUCUUCUACGCCCUGAUCCUGUGGGCGGUGCUGAAGUUGCACUCGGCCGAAGCCGCCUCCAAAGCCCUGAGCACCUGCAGCUCCCACAUCAUCCUCAUCCUCUUCUUCUACACAGCAAUCAUUGUCUUAUCCAUCACCCACAUUGCCAAGAAGAAGGUGCCCCUCAUUCCUGUCCUCCUCAAUGUUCUGCACAAUGUCAUUCUCCCCGGCCCUUAA
Molecule: messenger RNA, 879 nt
Organism: Ornithorhynchus anatinus (platypus)
Lineage: Eukaryota; Metazoa; Chordata; Mammalia; Monotremata; Ornithorhynchidae
Product: olfactory receptor 56B1-like
Exons: 1
Coding region: 1-879 (292 amino acids)
Biological process (GO): G protein-coupled receptor signaling pathway
Cellular component (GO): membrane
Molecular function (GO): olfactory receptor activity
Source: RefSeq, a predicted model, not a curated record